Molecule: messenger RNA, 1566 nt
Organism: Rhizophagus irregularis DAOM 181602=DAOM 197198
Lineage: Eukaryota; Fungi; Glomeromycota; Glomeromycetes; Glomerales; Glomeraceae
Biological process (GO): proteolysis
Molecular function (GO): serine-type endopeptidase activity
Source: RefSeq, a predicted model, not a curated record
UUUCUCUCCUCCCUUAUAAUACAAUAUUCUUUAUCCACUGCGUGGAUAGAAUAAAUUAUUAAAUCAUCACCUUCCUCUUUUAUUCCUCAUUUUAUAAAAUUCUCACCUAAAUAAACCACUAAUUAUCCAUUAAUUAUCGAGAGAAAAAAAAAAAAUGGUUGCUCCACGCUUAGCUAAAAUAUUCUCUAUCGCUGUAAUAGUUACUUUCUUACUCUCCUCGGUUGAUGCUGGUUGCCCUGAAAAAUUAUCAAUAACUUCCAAGUCUACUGAAAAAGAGAAAAGUGUUAUCGUUGUCUUUAAAAACGAGGCUGCUGCUAAAAGGCAAUAUGAUAUGUUUAAAAAUUGUUUGGAUGCAGAUGUUGAUAGUUUUGAUAAAAUUAAAUCUCUUAGCAAAAGCAAAAAAAGUAAACCCACUUUCACUAGUUUCGGAGUUUUUAGUCUUUUUGGUCUUACUGGAAAAAUGACAUCACAAACUGUAAAGGAACUUGAAAAAAUGGAUGAUGUUGAUUAUAUUGAAGAAGAUGGUGAAGUUAAGACUCAAUAUGCAAUACCAUCAUCUCAUCUUAUUAGUCGUGCAGUAGACAAUAAUCCAACUUUCAACAUUGAUCGUAUUGAUCAAGCUAAACGACCUCCAGAUGGAAAAUAUACUUUCCCCGAUUCUGCUGGACAAGGGGUAACCAUUUUUGUUGUCGAUACUGGUAUUAAUAUUAACCAUAGUGAAUUCGGUAAUCGUGCCAAAAUCGGAGGUUCUUUCUGUAAUGGAUGCAAUGAUGAUGAUGAAAAUGGUCAUGGUACUCAUGUUUCUAGUAUUGCGGCUGGAAAAACUUUAGGAGUAGCAAGAAAAGCCAAUCUAGUUGCUGUUAGAGUUUUAGAUGCUAAUGGUUCUGGUUCAAAUAGUGGAGUUAUCGCUGGAUUGGAAUUUGUAGGAAAACAACACAAUGCGAGUAAAAAUAAGAAAUCAGUUGUCAACAUGUCUCUUGGAGGUGAUAAAUCAAAAGCUGUAAACGAUGCUGUCGCAAAACUUACCGCUGCUGGUGUUCACGUAGUUGUUGCCGCUGGUAACGAAAGUAAGGAUGCUUGUAAUACAUCACCUGCAUCUGAACCUAGCGCUAUCACAGUCGGUGCUACCGAAAAAGAUAGUGACGCAGUCACAGAUUUCUCAAACGAUGGAAAAUGUGUAGACACUUUCGCUCCAGGUCGUGAUAUUGAAGGUGCUGAUUUUCAAGACGAAAAUGGUACUGUAGUAUUUUCCGGCACUUCUCAAGCUUGCCCACAUGUUGCUGGUACUGUAGCUCUUAUAAUUGCCAAGAAUGGUAACAAAUCACCAGAUGCAAUGGCAACGGAACUUAAAAAUUUAUCAACAAAGGGGGUCGUUAAAGGUCUUAAGAAUGGUUCUCCAGACAGCUUUUUACGUACUCCAAGCGCAUAAAAUGUAUAGAAUACUUUAAAUAGAACGGGCUGAGAAUAUUUUUUUUUACUUUUAUUUAAUUUUUGACUCUGGUUGGGGUGUAUUUUAAUUAGAAAUUCUAAACACUUUCUUUAAAAAUCCGCUUAAAAAAAAAAUUA